UUUAUUGAUCAUCUGCACCAAGUGAAAUACCCCACAGCGGGGUAAUGCACUUAAACUCAUCAGAGAUUUGACUUUUGCUGCAAUUUAACUCCUAACACCUUUUGUGAUUUUUUAAUUUUUUGUUUUAAAGUUUGACGUUUUCUGUGACAUGAAGGCUGCUGUGGCUCUGCUGAGCCUUCUCCUUCUGGUCGACAGCACUUCUGCUGCAGAGGAGUCCUGCGUUGGUCUAUGUGGCUCUUUUGACCCAGGAAGAAAAUGUCAGUGUGACUCAAUGUGUGUGUAUUACACAAGCUGCUGUGGGGAUUUUUCCACUGUCUGCGCUAAAAAAGUUACUAGAGGAGAUGUAUUCGACAAUGUUGAAGAAAACUCAACCACUAACGCCACACCGACUGUAAGCACUGCUGCUCCAACUCUUCCACCAACCACCACAUUUGGCCCCACGACUCACACUGACCUCGAUGCAGCACCUUGCAGUGGACGGCCAUUCGAUGCUUUUCUGCAGCUGAAGAACGGAUCCAUCUAUGCAUUUCGAGGUGAAUAUUUUUUUGAGUUGGAUGAUAGUUCCAUACUUCCUGGUUAUCCCAAACUUAUCCAAGACACAUGGGGGAUCUCAGGGCCCAUCAGUGCUGCGUUCACACGCAUCAACUGCCAAGGAAAAUCCUACAUCUUCAAGGGCAGCAGGUAUUGGAGAUUCAGUGGGGAUGUCUUAGAUGAGGGUUUCCCAAGAGACAUUUCUGAGGGCUUUGAUGGUAUUCCUAAUGACGUUGAUGCCGCAUUUACCUUGCCGGCACCAAAUCACCGUGGAAAGGAGAAGGCCUACUUUUUCAAAGGGGAUAAAUAUUAUAAGUAUGAGUUCAAGCACCAGCCAUCACAUGAGGAGUGUGUGCAAAUGACCAGAGCGUCUCCAUCUGUGCUCUUCACACAGUACACAGACCUGUUCUGUGAUCACAGUGGAGGAGAUUUCUUCGCAAGCCUUUUCGGAAGUACCUUUGACACUGAUCCCCGGUUUAUCAGUAGAGAUUGGCACGGGAUCCAAUCUCCUGUAGAUGCUGCCAUGGUGGGGCGAGUUCACCUCAGUGUCAAGCCAACAUCUCCUCCAAGGAGGUGGAGCAACCGCAGGAGGGGAUCCAGCAGAAGACGGGGCCCACAUCGGAGAAGACAAAGUCACAGAUGGAUGGCAGAUUUGUGGCUGGACGAUGACUUUGAUUUGAGCAUGGAAGAAAGCGACUUCACUGAUCAAAGCACCACGCCCAACAACAGACACAUUCCUGUUCAAAAUGUGUACUUCUUUAAGAAAGAUAAAUACUACAGAGUGGGGCUUCGUACUAAACAUGUGGAUGUUGCCAUACCACCUUACCCAAGAUCCAUUGCAAAGUAUUGGCUGGGCUGCAAAGAGGAAGAGAGGCCUGAUAAUUCAAAGGCAGAAAAGAAAUAAGUCAAUUGACAUAAAAACAUCCCCAGUUCCAUAGUAGACCCUACUCUUUACUAAUUCUUUUAGGUCUUGAUCACAGAAUCACUCUCAGAUCAUAAAGAAACACAAUAACUUUUUUAUAGACUAAGAUACUUUUAAAUACAUUAGAUAACAUUGUUGAGAAUCCUUUUUAUAGCUGCCUAAUGCAUUAACAGGAUAUUCUAAACCAUGAAAGUUGCAUUUCAAGCGAAUGUUACACACAUGCAGUCACAGAGAUUGAAGUACUAAAAAAUGUUCAUGAAACUGUAAAAAAAGGCGAAGAAGUACUUCCAAACAAACUUAAUACCUUUAACUUACUGCAAAUGUCUACUACUUCCAUGUGUAAUAACUUAAAGAACUGCGCCAUCUGUUGGUCAGUUGUUUAAAGGCAAGUACAGAAUCUAAACACAGGAUAUAUGUCAACUUAUGUUCUUAUGUUCACACUAUUGACUUUGUUAAAUGUUUGCCUACCAAGUUCAGACAAUAUGUGUAAAUUCUGAUCAUUAAAACGAUCUAUAUUGGACUAGUGACGUCCUAAAUCCACAA
Oryzias melastigma (Indian medaka) is the source of this 1996-nucleotide messenger RNA. It is a transcript of the gene vtnb, whose product is annotated as vitronectin b. Gene Ontology annotation, biological process: immune response; cell adhesion mediated by integrin; cell-matrix adhesion. The coding region runs from base 149 to 1435 and encodes 428 amino acids. The record is from RefSeq and is a predicted model, not a curated record. Gene Ontology annotation, molecular function: scavenger receptor activity; extracellular matrix binding; polysaccharide binding. The transcript has 8 exons. Lineage: Eukaryota; Metazoa; Chordata; Actinopteri; Beloniformes; Adrianichthyidae.